UUGGACAAUUAAAAAUAACAAAUACCUACAUUUUGAAGGAUCGCGGAGGUAGACAUGUGGCUGCUGCGGCUUGCCGGAUACGAGCUGUAGCACGAGACUGAACUAGCUAUAACUCCCUGCCUACCUCGUCUCAAGGGGCAAAGAGCCAUUUACCUCCCCAUCCUUCAUUCUUCUCAAAAGAAAGAAAGAAACACCGUAUACCCAUUCCACACGAACGCAUCUGCCACGCUUCAAAAUGGGCGUCGAUUGUGGAUUUGAUGUCCAUCCAACCCUCGGCCUAGAGUGCCGGGAUCUCUACGAGGCGUUCCUUGAGGAAGUCGUCCAGAAAUACAAGCAAACUGUUCAUCCCAACACCGGCAAGCCCCUGGUCCAAAUAGUCGGCUCCCCGGGAACCCAAAACGCUUACAUCUACUUCAACGUCGGCGAGGGUCCAAUCCUACCGUAUAACAUCGACUACUUCACUCGUUUUGAAUCCGGGCUCGUCGAUGAUGUGAUGAAGUAUCUAAAGGAGGUCUACAUGAUUGCCCGACGGUACUUCCCCAAUAACGUCCAGUUUUGGGUAUCGGGAGCGUCCCCAUCCCUUAUUCAGGUGCUCGAUAGGAUUCCGAACAUGAGGGGGGAAGAAGGAAAGCCAUCAACGGGAGACAAGUGGUACAAGGUGCGGGCUGAGCUGUUUCGUCUGAGCAGAGAGCAGGGACAAGGAAUAAAUGAUAGAGAGGACGUCAAAGACGUGGAUUCCCCACAAGCUCAAUAAUAUAGAUACGAAGGCAUCCUCUACGGCCAGCUCGACGAGGUCGAGGCCAUGCACUAGCAAAUGCUGUAAGGAACUAACCUAUAUAUCAUUUGUCUUCCACUGUAAACAUUUCUUCUACUCGUGAAAGAUAGAAACACC
Messenger RNA from Trichoderma harzianum CBS 226.95, 892 nucleotides. RefSeq lists its product as hypothetical. The record is from RefSeq and is a predicted model, not a curated record. The transcript has a single exon. Lineage: Eukaryota; Fungi; Ascomycota; Sordariomycetes; Hypocreales; Hypocreaceae. The coding region runs from base 236 to 754 and encodes 172 amino acids.